AUGGAACUCCCUAUCCCUAAAAUUGUCCAGAGGCUAUGGGAGGCAUGGAAUUUCCGGGUCUUUAUUAUCUUAAGCCUCUUACUCCAGGCACUUUUAGUUUUAGCGCCGCCCUUCAGAAAACGGACAAGGAGCAAAUUGCUACUCAUGUUCAUAUGGCUGGCAUACUUGCUUGGCGACUGGAUUGCUACCUUCGCCAUUGGGCUCAUCUCCAAAAGCCAAGAAGGCGCUUGUGAGCCAAAAGGGAGAGAGGAUCUCAUGGCAUUCUGGGCUUCCUUUCUUUUGCUGCAUCUUGGCGGCCCCGACAAGAUCACUUCGUUUUCUCUCGAAGACAAUGAGUUUUGGCUGAGGCACUUGAUGGGCCUCAUAUUUCAGGUUCUGGCAACUGCUUACAUCUUCUAUCAGUCUCUCACUGAUCAAAGCAAGAUAUGGAUUCCCACUACAAUGGUGUUUGUUGUGGGAACUAUCAAGUGCGUUGAGCGGACGCGUGCACUCUAUCUUGCGAGCUUGAGCCGAUUCGGAUAUUCAGUAUUGCCGGAGCCAAACCCUGGGCCUGACUUUAAACAGGCCAUUGAAAUAUACUCGUCCAUGAGGACGGUUGAGAUGGAAAUGCAAACCCCGGAGGUUGGGGCUAAUCCUGUGUAUAAUUGGAAGCCCUUAGAAGAAAUUCAGUUACUGGAAGAAGCAUAUCGCCUCUUUGAAAUCUUCAAGGGACUUAUUGUAGGCCUUCUUUUGAGCUCCAAAGACAGAGAAUUGAGCAGAGAUUUUUUUCUCACUAGAACUGCCACUGAAGCAUUCAGACUAAUAGAGUAUGAGCUCAAUUUUAUGUACGAGGUUCUCCACACCAAGGUUAACGUUGUUCGUUGCCCAACUGGCUACCUGUUCCGCGUUUUUAGCUUUAUUUUAAUCCUAGCAGCAUUGGUGGUGGUUUCAAUUAAGGAGCGGUUUGUGUUUGGUGAUAAUAAGUUCGAUGUCAGACUUACUUAUGCCUUGCUCAUUGGGGCAUUAGGCCUCGAGGCCAUAUCCGUGUUGAUGCUUAUUUUUUCUGACAGGACCCUCCUUGCCCUGAGGAGAAGCUGGAGAAAAUUCAUUCCAAAAAUCAUUUUGACAAGAACAAGGUGGUCUAGAUCUGUUUCCAAGUAUGAUAUGAUAAGCUAUUGCUUGAAUAAUGAUGCUCCAAAAUGGAUGGACACUUUGGUUGUUUAUUUGGGUGUUAAGGAAAUUCUAGAGAAGGUGAAAAUCUGGCGUUUUUCAUCUUCAGGGCCGGUCAGUGGAGAUCUGGAGGAGUUCAUUUUUGAGGAGCUGAGAAUGAAAUCUCGGACUGCAAACAACUUAAGAGCUGCCAUGGAUGCAUGUUCACAAAGAGGUGAUUGGGCUCUUCUGCAGAAUUCUGGAGCUAUCUAUUUCAAGGUAAAAUGGAGGAUCGUGGAGUAUCAAUACGCGGAAAGCCUUCUCCUCUGGCACUUGGCUACCGAACUCUGCUUUCUGCAGGAAACCGAAAUCAAAUCUGAGGCUGAUGCCAAAAGUAGAGAAAUAUGCAAACUACUUUCAGAUUAUAUGUUUUAUCUUCUUGUCAUGAAACCUGUUUUGAUGACCCCUGUGUUGGGCAAUUGGCAAAUAGUCCUCCAGGACACUUGUGCAGAAGCCCAGAGAUUCUUUGGCAGGAGAUUUAAAUCGGAAAAGUCUGAAGCCUGUAAACAAAUCCUUGAAGUGAAAACGAAAUUCAGACCGAUUGUUGUGAAGGGAAAUAAAAGUAAAUCUCUGCUCUUUGAUGCAUGCAGGCUGGCAAAUGAUCUCUCGGGGUUGGAGAUAAGCAAAUGGAAGCUAAUGAGCCAAGUCUGGGUGGAAUUGAUGUCUUAUGCUGCCAUUAAUUGUAGACCAAAUGUGCAUGCACAGCAACCCAGUCGGGGUGGGGAACUCUUGACAUUCAUUUGGUUACUGAUGAAUCAUCUAGGCUUGGGAACACAGUUCUACGAGCAGGAACGCCAAGCUGGAACCAAAAUGGUCCCCCAGAAGUAG
This is a messenger RNA of Corylus avellana, 2016 nucleotides long. The record is from RefSeq and is a predicted model, not a curated record. Lineage: Eukaryota; Viridiplantae; Streptophyta; Magnoliopsida; Fagales; Betulaceae.